Elaeis guineensis (African oil palm) is the source of this 594-nucleotide messenger RNA. The record is from RefSeq and is a predicted model, not a curated record. NCBI's taxonomy places the organism in Eukaryota, Viridiplantae, Streptophyta, Magnoliopsida, Arecales, Arecaceae.
AUGGAGGCUAAGAAGAUCAUUUUGUGUUUUUUGGUUGCUAGUGCUGAAUUUAGCCCCCGGGUGGAUAAAGGAACUGACACAGAGGAGGGGAUUGAGUUACCCUUGAAGCAGACAAAGAACAAGAAGUCUACAUUUGGGAGGAUCUGUGUUUAUGGUGCAAGUCGAAUGGGGUACAACGCAAACUACCAGAAGGCUGCCAUGGAAUUAGGAAAAGAACUGGCGGCCAGGGGCAUAAACUUGGUGUAUGGAGGAGGGAGUAAUGGAUUGAUGGGUGCUAUCGCACGUAUAGUCCAUGACAAAGGGUGCCAUGUGAAGGGAUUUAUUCCAAAGUCCUUGAUACCUAGAGAAUUAACUGAUGAUAGUAUAGGAGAGAUUGAAGUGGUGACCCACAUGCAUGAAAGGAAACAUAAGAUGGCUCAGAUGGCAGAUGCUUUUAUCGCUUUGCCCGGUGGAUAUGGAACGUUUGAAGAGUUGCUAGAGGUUCUUACGUGGGCUCAACUUGGGAUCCAUAAGAAACCAGUUGGCCUUUUAAAUGUUGAUGGCUUUUAUGAUUCAUUGCUGUCACUUUUCGACAAAGCCUUAAUGGAUCAGUAA